GGCGAAGGAAAUGAAAUCACUUCCGUCGGCAUUUUUAAUGCCUUUUUUUUUAACUGGAGGCGGGGGGAGGGGGAAUCCACUCUGAAAUGUCAAGUGAGGUGAGCGGGACGGAUCGCUUGUAUCCAAAGUAACCAUACUUUAGGUUCAGAUGUAAGAGUAACAGAAACCUUUGCGCGGGUGUCUAAUUGGAAAUCUUCAGAUAUUCAUUCUUGGAAAAUUUCUAAGCAAGACUUUUUUGCAAAAUGGAUGCAGGAUCCACAAGAACAACACCUGAAGCGCUCUUCUCCUUUGGAAUCAUAGCAGACAUUCAAUAUGCUGAUAUAGAGGAUGGUUAUGAUUUCCUGGGAUUCAAUAGGAGAUAUUACAAGCAUAGCCUGUGUUCUCUCCAGAAGGCAAUUGAAGAUUGGAACCGAACUGAGGUUCAGUUUGUAAUACAGCUUGGGGACAUCAUUGAUGGCUUCAAUGCCCAACAUAAGACAUCAGAGAAAGCACUGCAACAAGUUAUGAAGGAAUUUAAGAAACUCAAUGCACCAGUCCAUCACAUAUGGGGCAAUCAUGAAUUGUAUAAUUUCAGCCGGAAUUAUCUUAUGGAAUCUGAACUGAAUACCAAGUACUUAGAAGACCAAAGUUUGUUUAAUAACUUUAUCAGAGAACAGAGCUCCACAGAAAAUCCAACUACAGAAUUCUAUUAUGCAUACCAAUUUUCUCCAAUGCCUAAAUUUCGAUUCAUUCUUCUUGAUGCAUAUGACUUAAGUAUUCUGGGGAGGGAAACAUCAACAAAAAAAUAUAAAGAAUCUCUACAGCUGCUACAAGACAAAAAUCAGAAUGAAAAUCUGAAUAGUCCACUAGGGCUUGCUGAAUGCAAUUUUGUACAGUUCAAUGGUGGAUUUAGUCAAGACCAGCUGGACUGGGUUGAUAAAGUUCUUACCUAUGCUGAUGAGAAUCAAGAGAAAGUUGUGAUUGCAGGACACAUACCCAUCAACCCGGACUGUACAAGCAGUAUUUGCCUGGCUUGGAAUUAUAAAGAUGCCCUUGCUGUCAUUCAUUCACAUCACUCUGUAGUAUGUUUUCUUGGAGGCCAUCUUCAUUAUGGUGGUUACUGUCUAGAUUUUCAUGGAGUCCAUCACCUGACACUUGAAGGGAUUAUAGAAACUCCUCCAGAAAGCAAUGCUUUUGGAACUAUAUAUGUCUAUAAUGACAGACUGGUGUUAAAGGGAAAUGGAAGAAUUCCAGAUAGGGAGAUGUAUUACAAAGAUCAUCCACGCAAGUCUUCAUUUUAAGUACUAUUGUGUUCGUGGGCUAGAAAUUGUUAUUUUUCCAAUUGUUUUUAAUUAAAACACAGUUUUAAUAUCUGAUAGUGAAUAAAA
Thamnophis sirtalis is the source of this 1367-nucleotide messenger RNA. It is a transcript of the gene ADPRM, whose product is annotated as ADP-ribose/CDP-alcohol diphosphatase, manganese dependent. Gene Ontology annotation, molecular function: manganese ion binding; 2',3'-cyclic-nucleotide 2'-phosphodiesterase activity; CDP-glycerol diphosphatase activity. The record is from RefSeq and is a predicted model, not a curated record. NCBI's taxonomy places the organism in Eukaryota, Metazoa, Chordata, Lepidosauria, Squamata, Natricidae.